UUGAGCUACUCAGAGAAUUGGGAUGCCUAUAAUUGAUCUUCGGCCUUCAAGAGGGUCAAUCCCAGAGAGCUUAAUUUCUAGUGUAAGUAAUGCUGGGGCCUAAACCUGCUUGGAUCUCUCUCCCUCCUUACCUUUUCAGUUCCCUUCUGCGUGUAAUGCAUAGAAUCUGACUCCCGGGGCAUAGGUGAUGCCUCCACAAUUGGAUGCAAUCUGGACAGCGACCACUGGAUGGCAGUAAAGAGUGCAUGAUUUCUGUAGUCCUUGACUUAUGAUGGCAUGACUUAUGACCUAAAGCACAACUGCACUGCUUAGUGACGGCAAUCCCUGCAGUCCAGGUCGCCAUCGUUAAUCAAAUCCCAUGGUCGUUAGUCGAGGCAACUUCCCUCCAGCUUCCUACAGCCAAUGUUAGUGGAGAAGCCAGCAGGAAGUUGCAAGUCCCAGGUGGCUUGCAAGCAGGCCAGCAGGCAGUGACCGGCUGCAAUCCUCCAUCUAGGAAUUCUCCAUGGGUCUCAGAGCCAAGUGAUUCCCCUUGGAGGCAAGAGACAAGGCAAAGUUUCCCAGACAUGGAGGUGAAGGGGCAGCUGAUAAACUCAUCCAGCUACAGCUCUUCAGAAGCUUUGCAGCGAGAGCUCUGUCCCCGAAUUCGGCUAGAGCGGGUGCAAGAACUCCUGGAAAAGCAGAAGUCCCUCCAGCAGGUGCUCAGCCUGCGCCUGAAGGAGCUGCGUCGGGUUUGCCUGCAGGAAGCGGAACUGACAGGAAAAUUGCCACCGGAAUAUCCCCUGGAACCUGGAGAAAGGCUGUGGCCAGUGCGGAGGAGAACGACGGUGGCCUCCCGAAUUGCCCCUGCCUUGAAGAAUGAGGAAGCCCCUUCACUGGAGGAGCUGACCCACGAGCUGUCACUGCAGCAGCAAGUGGCUGAGGCUGCCCGACGGCUAGCGGUUGCCCCCGACUUAACAGCUGAGCAGCGUCGUCGCCGGCGGCAGGUCCAGGCAGAUGCUGCCCAGCGCCUGCGAGAGCUGGAGGUGCAGGUAGCAGAAUGCCGGGCGCGGCUGGGCAAAGGACCUCUCCAGAGGGCUGGACCUGAAGAGUCAUUUCACUCAGAGAGCAGCUCCCUCUCAGAAUCAGCCAGCCAUGAGAAUGAUGACCCUCGCAGCUUCCAUCCCUCCAAAAUCUCCAACCAUCAGGGAACUUUCCCAGACCGGUCCUCACCUCCCAAGGCCCGAGAUCACCUACGUGCCAUCUCCAGCAGUCCCGACCGCCGACCCGGCUGGCGAAUUUUGCAGCCAGAUCUGUACAGUGAGGCCAAGGACCGCAGGAACUCUGUCGCCAGCCCUACCAGCCCCAGUCGCACCCUCCCCAGAAGCAUGUCUAGCUUUGAGGGCCGGAGCGUCCCAGCAACUCCAGUGUUGGCAAGAAAUGCUUGCAGUGGAAAUCACCAGUUAAGGUCAGAGGCCCCAUCUCUCCACUCCCGCCAGUGGUCAGGCAGCCACGAUUCCCAGCUUGGCCCCCCGAGCCGGGACACCAGUGCUGAUAGGGCUUCUCUCUUUGCUGCUCGGACCCGUCGAAGCAACAGCUCCGAGGCCUUGAUUGAACGGGCCCCUUCGGAGGACCCCCUCCUGCCCUCUGCCCCCCCUUUUAAGAGUGCCGAGGCCCUGACCCCUUCCAUCUCUGGCCGGAGCCCUCGCCCGCCUUACAACGAUCUCCUGUUCGACUACUACCUGGAACGUCGGUGCGGUGGGGGUGGCGAGCAUCUGUCUCGCAGGGAUGGGCCCCCCCAGCUGGAGUGGGGAGCCUUUUCUGAAAGCCCGCUUCAGCGCCGAGCCCGGCCCGCCGCGCGCACUAAAUCCUGUGGGCCGUUGCUGCCUCCACAGUCCCGUGAGGUUGGUUACGGACCCCCCUUACCCCCUCACCGUAACUUCCACAAAGCGCUUGCCCUGGAGGGGCUCCGGGACUGGUACUUACGCAACGCUGGAGUCACCCAACGAGGGGCACCCGAGAGACGGGGACCAUCUCAGUCUGUACAUCAGCACCUGCGUGGCUACUGUGAUCCGGGACCCUCCAACCCCGAUAUGGGAUAUUACGGGGGGCCAGGGGGACUGCCUCACUCUAUGAGCUAUGCGGGGCAACCUCUCUAUGGCAGGUAUGGGGCCCGAUUCCUUCCUUUGCCCUGACAGUCUCAGCACCCCCCACUUCCCAUCCCUUCCCUUCCCUUGCUUGACUCAAGCCAACCCUGUGCCUCUUCCUUCCGCUCCCCCUCUUUCCCUGGCUCCACUCCUCCUUUUUCAGAACGACCUUGCGGUUCUCUGGCUGCAAAUUUCACGCUGUUUGAAAGACCUGGGUGGGGAAGAGAAGGAAAGGAGGCGGGCAUCCUUUUAUAGCAGCCUUCCCUAACUCACCACCCCUUUGCUGGCUAGGAACAAUGGGAAUUGAGGUCUAAAGCCUCUGGAAGGCAGACGGUUGCAAGGCUGGUUCUUUUUGGCCCUUUGCGAUGGCUGGAAAAGAUUAAUUUAAUGAACCGAAGAGGGGAGAGGGGCUGGGAUUGUGAUUGCUGUGGGGUAAAAAGAUCCAGAACUGGAGAUAAACGCUUUCAUUUAUCGCAUGAUUCCUUUCUGCCCUUUUGUCUAAUUCUUUCUUUCUCUUUCUCUCUCCCCUUUCUUUUUCUGCUCUGCUCUGCUCUGCUCUGCCCUGUCCAGACCUUUUGGGGACCUGCUUUAUCUGGAAGAUUCUUCUGGUCCUUACAGCUUGGAUUCCACAGAGCACCCAACCCCAGGGACGUUGGUGUGACCCCCUCCCCUCUUUCCCCCAAGGGGAUCUGGAGUGCUGUUUCUUUUUGUUCUCCUUUUUCGCACUGGUGCCUCUCUUUUGGGUGUGAUGCACCAUUGUGGGGAUGGGGGCUCCCUGCUGGCAGGGUAGGUUUCCGCGUGUGUGAGGGUGGGCUAUUGCAUGUCACACACUGGACACACGACUCGGGCGGAGGAGUGUGUCCAUAGUUCUUCCUACACAUUGUUAAUCUCCCCCAUUUUAGACUUUGGGGGGGUGGGGGGAUCCGUGUUUCCUGUACUGCUUCUCCAUGAUAGGGUUUUUCUGCUGUGGGUGGUGCCCUCUUGUGUUCGCUGGAGAGCGGUGCACUGUUAGUGCCCUGGUGCUCUGCGUUGGGGUAUGGCAUUAUAAGCCCCAGACCCUGGAAUGUAUAAAUGGAGAGGUGUGUGCAAUGUGUGUUUCUUGUGAAAUGUUAUAUAGCACAGACCUGUCAUCUUGCUAACGAACAUCAGUCCUGUAAGAAGUAGGGAAAAAACCCCCAGAUCUACAGCACUCCUGUUGCCCCCACUGUGAGAAACUUUGCUUACCCUUCAAUGUAUUCUCCCUUCCUACUCACAUCCUGCCCUUGCAAAGCCAUGAGUGAGGAAAGGACAUGUACUGCAGAAGGAACCAGGUCUGGGAAAUGUUUGCAGGAUCCGUUGGAUGAGCCUAUUUCAUGGCCCAACCUUUCUCCUAGCAGGGGAACCUCACCAGAGGGCUGGACAUAGGAAUUACACUCAUUCAAUUCAAUAAUUGUCUCCCACAGGGGGAGGGGGGCAGGAGCUUCCAGCUGAAAGUGCAGAACAAUCUGCCCCACGGGAUUGGCUGUGGUAAAUGCCAGCCAUUUCCAUGUGGUCCUCCCUGAAACUGCUGUGGGCGUACCUGCAUGUAUCAAAACCCAGCUCUCACAGGAAAUGGGUUGCGACAGCUGUAAUGAGCAGUGCAACCCUUCACUCUUCUAAAAGUAUGGCUGCAAACCCUUUCCCACUCUCUUUGCUGGACAGUUUAUUUUCUCCUGCAUCCUUCAUCUGACAUGCUUUCUGCCCUCUCCCCCAAUUUUACAGAAACGAAAGGAACGUCCUGCCGUUUUUUCUUUCGCUGUAAUAAUCCUCAUCCUCAUCCUCACUGUAAUUGCAAAAUGUGUGAUGGUUUUCCCCUGCUCUCACAAUUGCACAUAAAAGGAAUAGUCACUUUGUUUAAACUCUGUGCCAAUGGAAUCCAGGUCAUUUUGGAGCAGAGGGAAGGAGGGAGGAGGGGAGAAACCAAGAGGGCUCCAGUUUCCUCCCUCUCCCAUCCCUGGCUGAAGGAACAAGGGCCAUAUUGGAGUCACUGUCUUGUGUGUCUUUUUAAUAUACACUAAUGUAUAGAUUAUAUAUGGGGAUCUAAAUGUAAAACGAAGCACUGUGCAUAAGGAGAAAAGGUUUCUAUAAUAAAGAUUGUAAACGAGGCCGUGAUGUGUGAAAGCUUCAUGUCACCAUCAGGAUCUUGAUGUAGACAGUGCAGGAUAGCACUUAGACAACAUCUGACCAAGGCUGGGAGUCUGUGUCCUAAAGCUUCACUUAGUAACAGGAACACUUUGUGGCUAUUUUACUGUGACUUGCCUUGAGUAGAUAAGAGAAUAAAACAGAUGGAAAUGUGCCACAAAUGCCUCAGACUUCCUCAUGGAGGAAAAAUGGGGUAAAAGAAUCUAUGCCUAUUUCAUUUGGUUAGGGUCAUCAAGGGGUAAUAUUGAGGAGGGAGAACCUACACUGAUUAUAAUUA
Python bivittatus (Burmese python) is the source of this 4560-nucleotide messenger RNA. NCBI's taxonomy places the organism in Eukaryota, Metazoa, Chordata, Lepidosauria, Squamata, Pythonidae. The record is from RefSeq and is a predicted model, not a curated record.